GCCGUCGCCGGCUCCGGCGCGCUAUGUGGCCGCCCCGAUCGAGAGGCGGAUUCCUGGCUAAUCCGGGAGGGCUGGCCCAGCCCGCGCUCCCGGCUGCGGGGCUGCGAUGACCACUCUCGGUCGCCCAAGUUGAAGGACUCGGGUUGUGCCUGGGGCGGGGCGCGAUCUUCAGGAGACUGGCGAGGACUAUGAGCUGAAGAGUAAACAUGUAUGGGAAUUAUUCUCACUUCAUGAAGUUCCCCACCGGCUUUGGCGGCUCCCCUGGCCACUCCGGCUCUACAUCGAUGAGCCCGUCAGCAGCCUUGUCCACAGGGAAACCCAUGGACAGCCACCCCAGCUACACUGACACCCCCGUGAGUGCUCCACGGACUCUGAGUGCUGUGGGGACCCCCCUCAAUGCCCUGGGUUCUCCGUAUCGUGUCAUCACAUCUGCCAUGGGCCCUCCCUCAGGAGCGCUGGCAGCCCCUCCAGGAAUCAACCUGGUUGCCCCGCCCAGCUCUCAGCUCAAUGUGGUCAACGGUGUCAGCAUUUCCGAGGACAUCAAGCCCUUACCGGGGCUUCCUGGGAUCGGAAACAUGAACUACCCAUCCACCAGCCCCGGGUCUCUGGUCAAGCACAUCUGUGCCAUCUGUGGGGACAGAUCAUCAGGCAAGCACUACGGCGUGUACAGCUGCGAGGGCUGCAAGGGCUUCUUCAAGAGGACCAUCCGGAAGGACCUGCUGUACACCUGCCGGGACAGCAAGGACUGCCUCAUCGACAAGCGCCAGCGCAACCGCUGCCAGUACUGCCGCUACCAGAAGUGCCUGGUCAUGGGCAUGAAGCGGGAAGCGGUGCAAGAGGAGCGGCAGAGGAGCCGGGAGCGGGCGGAGAGCGAGGCGGAGGGUGCCGGUGGGGGCCACGAGGACAUGCCCGUGGGGAGGAUCCUGGAAGCCGAGCUUGCUGUGGAACCGAAGACGGAGUCCUACGGGGACAUGAACACGGAGAGCUCCACGAAUGACCCUGUCACCAACAUCUGCCACGCGGCCGACAAGCAGCUGUUCACCCUUGUCGAGUGGGCCAAGCGUAUCCCCCACUUCUCCGACCUCACCCUGGAGGACCAGGUCAUCCUGCUCCGGGCAGGGUGGAACGAGCUCCUGAUCGCCUCCUUCUCCCACCGCUCGGUCUCCGUGCAGGACGGCAUCCUCCUGGCCACGGGUCUGCACGUGCACCGGAGCAGCGCCCACAGCGCUGGCGUGGGCUCCAUCUUUGACAGAGUCCUGACUGAGCUGGUCUCCAAGAUGAAAGACAUGCAGAUGGACAAGUCGGAGCUGGGAUGCCUGCGGGCCAUCGUCCUGUUUAACCCAGAUGCCAAGGGCCUAUCCAACCCCUCGGAGGUGGAGAGCCUGCGUGAGAAGGUCUACGCCACCCUCGAGGCCUACACCAAGCAGAAGUACCCGGACCAGCCAGGCAGGUUCGCCAAGCUGCUGCUGCGCCUGCCCGCCCUGCGCUCCAUCGGCUUGAAGUGCCUGGAGCACCUGUUCUUCUUCAAGCUCAUCGGGGACACGCCCAUUGACACCUUCCUCAUGGAGAUGCUGGAGACCCCGCUGCAGGUCACCUGAGCCUCGCCAGGCGCAGCCUCCCCGGGGGAGCUCAGGGCAGGCGUGUGUGGACCCCGCCCCGCCAGGUCCCUCCACUUCCCACCCACCCCUCCUGUUCCCGGAAUGUGAUGCUUCUAAUAAAGAAACCUUUCUACACA
This is a messenger RNA of Miniopterus natalensis, 1735 nucleotides long. It is a transcript of the gene RXRG, whose product is annotated as retinoid X receptor gamma. Gene Ontology annotation, biological process: regulation of DNA-templated transcription. NCBI's taxonomy places the organism in Eukaryota, Metazoa, Chordata, Mammalia, Chiroptera, Miniopteridae. Gene Ontology annotation, cellular component: nucleus. Gene Ontology annotation, molecular function: sequence-specific DNA binding; zinc ion binding; nuclear steroid receptor activity. The record is from RefSeq and is a predicted model, not a curated record.